This is a messenger RNA of Mesorhabditis belari, 2133 nucleotides long. Lineage: Eukaryota; Metazoa; Nematoda; Chromadorea; Rhabditida; Rhabditidae. The record is from the annotation of a GenBank genome assembly.
AUGGAUGAUGAAUCAGAUGUUUUGAGAGAUAAAUCGAGUGUUAGAGGAGAUGUGAAAAAUCGACAAGAAAAUGGAGGAGGCAUUCAAACAAAUCAACCACCGCAACAACAGUCAUCUCCACAAAUAUUGACUGUUGUUGAGAUUGAUACCACUUCUAUUCAGCUAGUAGAAGACAGCGGCAAAGAGGAGAAAAUGAAGGAGCAAGUGAAUCUUCGAAGGAAUCUUCGAUCGGCAGUUUCACUUCGAGACGAGAGCAACACUUCACCGACCCCUCCACCCCGACGACUCUCGUUGAGAAGACAGACAGUGCAGACAGCUUCAGAAUACAGUGGACUGAACAGUCCAGAUCGACGAAGUCUUGUCUCUUUACCGAGGGGAAGACUGUAUUUCCCGUCGAAUGGUCUCCCAGCUACACCAGAAGAGCCGACUCGAACCGUCAGGAAAGAAAAACGAACGAUGUUCAGCUGGCUGGGUGGCGAUUCGUCGAAAAAAAAGAACAAAGAGGUGUUGGAGAGCGUCUCGGAAGGCCUCCGGAAGAUCUACAAGCAAAAGCUUUACCCGCUCGAAGAGUUCUACAAGUUCAAUGAGUUCCAUUCACCGUUCCUUGAUGAUCCCGAUUUCGAUGCCAAACCGAUGAUUCUACUCGUUGGACAAUACUCGACAGGAAAGACUACAUUCAUUCGAUAUUUGCUUGAGCAGGAUUUUCCUGGCAUCCGGAUCGGACCCGAGCCGACGACCGAUCGCUUCAUUGCGGUGAUGAAUGCAAACGAAGAGGGUGUGAUUCCCGGAAAUGCGCUCGUCGUCGAUGCAAAGAAACAAUUCAGAGCACUUAGCGGAUUUGGAAACGCUUUCUUGAACCGUUUCCAAUGCUCGACCCUUCCCAAUCAAGUGCUCGAAAGCGUGACCAUCGUCGACACUCCCGGAAUUUUGAGUGGUGAGAAACAGAGAAUCGACCGAGGCUAUGAUUUCACCGGUGUUCUUGAGUGGUUCGCCGAACGCGUCGACAGGAUCAUUCUCCUCUUCGAUGCCCACAAAUUGGAUAUUUCGGACGAGUUCAAGAGAUGUAUUGAAGCAUUGGCAGGCAACGAGGACAAGAUCAGGAUUGUGCUCAACAAAUCGGAUAUGGUCGACCAUCAACAGCUAAUGAGGGUGUACGGAGCCCUGAUGUGGUCGCUCGGCAAAGUGUUCAAAACGCCCGAGGUUUCACGCGUCUACAUUGGCACUUUUUGGGAUCAUCCAUUGCACUAUGACAUCAAUAGGCGUCUCUUCCAAGAUGAACAACACGAUCUCUUUGCCGACUUGCAAGCUUUGCCAAGAAAUGCCGCUCUUCGCAAAUUGAAUGAUCUCAUCAAACGAGCUCGUUUGGCCAAGGUUCAUGCUUACAUUAUCAACGAGCUGCGAAAGCAAAUGCCAACCAUGCUCGGAAAGGACAAAAAGAAGAAGGAACUCAUUCAAGGAUUGGACAAAAUUUACGAGCAAUUACAAAGAGAGCACAACAUCUCACCCGGAGAUUUCCCCGAUAUUCAGAAAAUGAGGGAAAAGUUGGAGAAACAUGACUUCAGCAAGUUCAACCCACUGAAGCCCAAGUUGAUCGAGGUUGUUGAUGGAAUGUUGGCUCAUGAUAUCGCCCGUUUGAUGACACAAAUUCCAAAGGAGGAAGCGGCCGCCAUUACUGCAGGUGGACCCGGCCCAACCGAGCCAGCUGUUCGAGGUGGCGCUUUCUCGCAAGCCGUCGAAGCAGAAACACCAUUUGGAUUCGGAAAGGGUGAAGGUUUCGACAAGGGUGCCGAUGAAACGGAAUGGGUGGUCAACAAAGAACGCACACAAUUCGACUCGACUUUCGAUGAUUUGGGUCCAGUGGGCGGAUAUUUGUCAGGCAGAGUUGCCAAGGAGCAUAUGGUAAAGUCGAAACUGCCGAACUCGGUGCUCGGAAAGAUCUGGAAGUUGGCUGACGUGGACAAAGAUGGACAACUUGACUCGGAUGAGUUUGCUCUUGCCAACUACUUGAUCAAUUUGAAGUUGGAAGGUCACGAGUUGCCGUCAGACCUGCCAAAGCACUUGGUGCCUCCAUCAAAGAGAAGUGUUGCCAAUGGAACCGCCGACCAAUUCUAUCCGAAGCUUGAAGACGAUGAG